Messenger RNA from Torulaspora globosa, 267 nucleotides. RefSeq lists its product as uncharacterized. The coding region runs from base 1 to 267 and encodes 88 amino acids. The record is from RefSeq and is a predicted model, not a curated record. NCBI's taxonomy places the organism in Eukaryota, Fungi, Ascomycota, Saccharomycetes, Saccharomycetales, Saccharomycetaceae. The transcript has a single exon.
AUGGUCAGUAGCAGCAGCUUAGCAGAGACUGUGAGAUACGAUCCCGAAGCCAGGACGCUCUGGGUUAUAGCCCGGAAAUACGAUGACCUGACAAAGAAAAGCACCGCAUAUCUCAACACUUAUGACGUGUCUGGCUUCUUUUGCUUCUACCGCGGGGAUUCACGCAUUAUAGCUUCGCGAAGCCGCUUUCGAUUGAUGGUCUUGAAAUCUUCGUUGAGAAAUCCGUCGCUAUAUACAGCUCCUGUGAGCUGCUGGACAGAACUGUGA